Molecule: messenger RNA, 2019 nt
Organism: Dacryopinax primogenitus
Lineage: Eukaryota; Fungi; Basidiomycota; Dacrymycetes; Dacrymycetales; Dacrymycetaceae
Product: WD40 repeat-like protein
Exons: 7
Coding region: 1-1974 (657 amino acids)
Biological process (GO): transcription initiation at RNA polymerase II promoter
Cellular component (GO): transcription factor TFIID complex
Molecular function (GO): protein binding; RNA polymerase II general transcription initiation factor activity
Source: RefSeq, a predicted model, not a curated record
AUGCUUGACCCUGCCGCUCGUUAUGAUGGGUUUAGAGAGCUCGAGGCGUGGGUUGAUGGAUCGUUAGACAUAUAUCGACCCGAGUUCACUCCCUUGCUCUUCCCUGUUUUCGUCCACUUCUACCUCGAUCUGAUCCAACUAGGAUUAAAAGACUCUGCUGUAAUAUUUUACGCCGCCUACUCUCCUCGCCUACUACCAACACAGACCGCCACGCUCCAUCAUCUCUCGACUCUUCUUCUCCCCGUCCAUCUGACCUCCGAUGAAACAGCCCUACGAUUUCGCAAAGAAUCGUACAGGCUUCGAAUGAGCAAGAGUGGGUUCGCUCUCUUUGUCGGCUGGCUCACCGACGGCAUGGGUGGCACGGGUGGCGGAGUGGGAGACAGCUUCGGCGGGGAGAAAGGGCGAAGAGGCAGAGAUGCUGUCCUGAGGGUCAUAAACGCGCAUCUAAAGAUAGAUGUGGCCGCGACGACGUCCGCGCUGCAGUCGCAGGGGAAUCUCGAGGAGACAACUGGGCUCGUGUCUUCCCUUGUGUCGUUGACCAUUCCUGGCACGUCAAGCAAGAGUAUAAAGCCGGCUGAUCCCCAAUCAUUCAACGCCGCGCAAUCUCCUUUAAAACUCGGAAAGCCUCCUCUAGACCUUGCAUUGCGUGAAGAAGUGGACCGUGCGAUCAAGGAGAUUAUGGAAGAUGCUAGUGCGAUGGACCUGGACCGCCCGAAAGAAAAGCCACAGGACGCGGAGCUACCAACCGUUGCUCCUGAAGACAUGCCGCCACUUCCACCUUCCUUUCGGGAGGUGGAUGUGCGGCGCGAGGUAGCCAAGGUCUCAGAUGAGCGUAAACGAAUCCGCCUGGAUCCGACGCUUUUACAAAGCUCUGCGAACGCAGACGUGGCGCCUGGUCGGAAAAAGGUCGUCGCUUUGCCAAGCAUAUGCAUGUAUACUCUGCAUGAUGUCCCAGAUGGGAAUGUACCAUGUGCAACCUUCUCUCAGGACUCCUCUCUAUUGGCGACUGGGUUCGAACAGAGCUAUAUCCGUUUAUGGAAUUUAAAAGGAGAGAAAAUUCGAGGUCUGCGAAGCGAUUUCGAUCUUACCAACGUCAGAGAAGCUCGGGAUCUCCGGCGCAUUCGAGACAAGGCCGGCUCAAUUACUCGCAAACUGAUUGGGCACUCUGGACCAGUAUACUCUGUGUCCUUUGACCCUCUUGCUGGGUCGUCGGGCCCACCACAUUGGUUGUUGUCGUCUUCUGCAGAUGCCACAAUCCGCUUAUGGUCACUCGACCUUCUCGCCAAUGUUGUCGUUUAUCGCGGUCACGAGAGUCCUGUGUGGGACGUUCAGUGGGGUCCACUGGGUACUUACUUUGCCAGUGGGAGUCGUGAUCGAACAGCGCGACUAUGGUGCACGGAACGACUCGCUCCUUUGCGUGUCUUUGCCGGGCAUUUAAAUGACGUUGAUAUCGUUCGCUUCCAUCCCAACUCGUUGUAUCUUGCUACUGGAUCGAGCGAUUGGACCGCAAGGCUUUGGGAUAUUCAGCGAGGUGCAUGCGUACGCGUCUUCGUGGGUCACCAAGGCGGUAUUUCUGCCAUGGCAUUUAGCCCUGAUGGACGAUAUCUGGCGACUGGAAGCGACGACCUGUCCAUUAAUCUAUGGGACCUUCAUUCUGGUCGUCGGAUCAAAAAGAUGACUGGUCAUAACGCCGCGAUCCAUUCUCUAACGUUCAGCGCUGAGUCGAAUGUGCUGCUUAGCGGUGGAGCUGACUGGACAGUUCGCUGUUGGGAUGUGAAGUCUGCUGGUGGAAAUGCCACCUCUUUAGGUGAAGAUGUCACCGAGAAGACCGAAACUUCCGACCUCUUGGCAACCUUGCCAACAAAACGGACGCCCGUAGUAAAUGUUCAGUUCACUCCCCGAAACAUGGUUCUGGCUACCGGUCCGAUACAGCCAACGGCCGCCCCUCCCGCGUGGCCAUCUUUCCUAUCCUGAUCAAUGUACCCAUAUACAUGUUGUAUCGCUAAUAUACAGAUUCCA